AGAACAUAUGCUCUUCAUAUCCAUUCGCAACCGGGAUUCUCAUAUCCAUCUGAUUCUGUAAACACAGUCGGCUCUGAUCUGAAUAUUACGUUUAUUUCCCGUUGUACAUAUGAUUUAACCUGAGCAAAGGAUAUCUAAGAGCGACCAGUGAAACCAGUGAAAAAGCGAUUUUAACACGAAUUGUGAACUCGGUAUCGUUAAUAUGUAACACUGAGGUACAUAACUUAUCAACAGAAGAACUUGUACAAAACUACCAAAUUCAAGAUAAUGGGUCACCCACCAGUGGACCGAGUAACUUUAGCUCUACUAAAUCCAAUUAUUUUCCGAAAAAUCUGCAACUCUUCUCACCUCCGGGGAACAACGUUACGACUCGUUUGCAAAGAAUGGAACGACCUCGUCCUGUCCCACCCAGAGAGGAAACUAGUCCUGAAGUUACACAAUUUUUCCAGCGCGGAUGGUUGCUGUGAUCCCUUAAACUUUCAACUAUUCUGCGCCGACAUGGACCCCCGACUUGCGCGGAAUGUCCGCCUCUGGAAGGACGGAUGUCACUCGAUUGCUCAUCUCACCGGGAAAGAAGCAGGAUUAGAGCAACACUAUAAAUCAUCAAUGUCGCGAUUUUUUCAUGUUUGCGAAAAAUUUAGCGAAUACGUGCACUCCAUCGAAAUUUUGUUACAUUUAAGUAUGAUACCCGUUUUGUAUGAAAUUCUGACAAGGUAUUGUCCAAAUUUGGAAAGGUUGCGGAUCCGCGAGUGGAAUGGGAGGUCGGGAGUCAGAAAUGCGCUUAAUGACGAGGUGGACCGUGUAUUAAGUCGACCACUUCUGGUUAGAAGAACGUUAACCGGAUUAAAUGUGCACACCACGCAAAGGGAGGAUGGCAGACCUUUGCUGGUUAAGAUAAUGACGGAGCUUAUCGUAAAAUCUGCACCAAAUUUAGAAACACUGGUCAUUCCUGGACAUCUUAAAUUUAAGUCGGAAUGGCCACCAGGAAUUGCAGUGGUUAAGACUUGAUUAAUAGAAAAACGUUAUGGAAGAUUAAUUUGUAUUUUAAAAAUAACUUGUUGAUCUCACUACCAAAGAAACUAUUUAGUAUUUAUUGUUAAAAAUCUAGUAUAGCCAUGCAUGUAGGUAUAAUUAUCUCGGUAUUAAAAUUGCUACCGCUUUGUAUUCAAAUUAUCGGUCAGAAAAAUUUGCUAAGGAUAUGGUAAAAUUUUAAUACCGAGCUAUUAAAUACAUGCACCGUAUUACUUAUCAAUACCAAGACUUUGGUGGAGUCAUAUAUGAAUACCACCAAGUAAAACUGAAUUUCGAAUAGUUUUGUUAUAAAAUUUAAUAUUAAAUGAACAGAAAUACAGUUAAUUUCUUAUAUGUAUUAUAUCUUGAAAAUUUGAAAAUAUAAGUUAAAUUAAAAUACAAUUUUUUAACGUGUUAAAUUAAACGUGUUUGGAUUAAAUUGUA
Folsomia candida is the source of this 1455-nucleotide messenger RNA. RefSeq lists its product as uncharacterized. NCBI's taxonomy places the organism in Eukaryota, Metazoa, Arthropoda, Collembola, Entomobryomorpha, Isotomidae. The record is from RefSeq and is a predicted model, not a curated record. The coding region runs from base 268 to 1008 and encodes 246 amino acids. The transcript has 4 exons.